UCAGGUUUAAAAAUGGUUGAAAGCGAAGAUAUUCUAAUUCCUUAUCUGACAUCUAGGCUUUCGGAAACUUUGUUUUUGUUCCAACAAAAAAGAUACCUAUGUGAUGUUAUGAUAAUUACUGCCAAUGGCUUUAUCCCAGCUCACAGAGUAGUUCUUGUGGCCGCCAGUAAGUACUUUUAUGAAGCGGAAACUACAAGGCACACUUUUGACUCUUCGGACCCAAACUUCCAUCUUAAUUAUGACAUUGAGGAUGUGAGAAAAGUUGUGAACAUGUUAUACACGGGUAAAAUGACCGUCACCAAGUUUAAUGUUGAUAGAGUGGCAGCGAUUUGUGCGGAAUUAAAGCUGAAUGACGCUUUAGAAAAAUGCAUUGUGUUCAUGGCAGAGGUUGGUGUAGCGAAUCAUGUGAUGUUAGGAUUAGUUGAUGUUCCAGAGAGAAAUAAAGAUGUGGCGGACAAAUCUGACAGCAAUGUAAUUAAUGCAGACAUUGCAAACCAUGAAGGGCAAGGUGUUAACAUACUUAACUGUGAGACUGACAGUGGAAAACCUUUAAAAGAAAAAAGUUUGAAAAGGAAAUAUUCUAUCACUGAAAGUGAAAAUAAUGACCAGAAGAGAGCUCAUAAGAAGCCCAAACUUCCUGCUGUGAAAAAAGCAAAGACAAACAAGAUGACUACUCCCUCUCACAAUGUGUCCGAUAAAGAGAGCCAUGCCACAUCAUCAUCAGAAUCAAUGAUUACCAUAGAGCCCCACCCUGUAAUGGCUUCUGAAGAAAAUAUCAGCUCUCAGGAAUCCCUGGAAGUUAGACGCGGCCAGAGUCCAGAACAAGAUGAGACUGCCGAAAACUCAUUGCCCGAGUCCAAUACAGAGCUCACAAAGGUAGAAAAGUUUUCCACUGAUACUGAUGAUACAGCAACAACGUCUCAACUUUGUAUGUUUAUGGAUUUAAAUGAACUGAAAGUAUAUCAUUCGAAACCUGCCCAUGCUGAAAAAAUCACCAAGCAGUUUGACCCUGAUGGCUCCAUUACGGAGGCUGUAGAGAGGGACCAGGAGUUUCUCACGGUGGGACAGGUGGAGAAGAGGGUCAACUGCAGGAAGUGUAAGAUGGUCUUCAAGGACGUGGAGUCGCUCGCGGAGCACCGGCGGGAAAUCCACCCAUCUAACUGCAAAAAGGAGAGAUUUGUGUGUGAUAUAUGUAAUGCUAAACCCAACAAUCAUGUCACUCUUGUGGAACAUAAAUUUAAGAAGCAUGGAAUUGCAUAUGACAAAACCAAGUAUCCCAUUUAUAAGUGUGAGGAACAGGACUGUGAGUUUCAAACCAUCGUCCCUUACAAACUGUCGGAACACAAGACCACUGUCCACUCGGGCCUGGCCUGUAUCUGUGAAACAUGUGGCCGAGCCUUUAAAAGUAAGAGUGUCCUGCGAUACCACAUCCAGUCCAAUCACUCCGGGACCAGGCCCAAAUUUAUUUGUAACACAUGUGGUAAAACCUACUUCACAGCUCAGGCACUGAAGAAACACAUGGAGUACCACACGGGGACCCAGAAAAGACUCCUUUGCCAUCUUUGUCCGUACAGCAGUGUAGGAAAACAGGAGCUGAAUAACCACCUACUGAAGUUACACAAUGUCCCAGUACCAAGGAAAACUAAAGUAUAUCAAUGUGAGAAGUGUGAUUACUACUCCUUGAAUCGGACCCAAUUCAACAGACACGUAGCCAUGCAUGAUGGAGGAGAGAAUGCUUUCAAGUGUUCGGAGUGUGAUAAAACGUUCCCUUCCAUGUAUAACUUGAAAAGUCACGAAAAAAGACACAAGGCAGAGACAGUCAACUGUCCUUAUGAAGGCUGUAAUUUCUUCACGAAGUUCAAACACAUCCUGAAAAACCAUAUUACAGGAAAACACACUAAUACUAAUUUCAAGCCAUACAAGUGCCAUCUUUGUGAUCAUAGCUGUAAGUUGAAAGGGAACUUAAACAAACAUCUAGUGAACAAACACGGGUUAGAGGUCAUGACCGAGGUCAAACAGCGCAAGAUAGCCUUGGAAACAGGUCAAGGUUACAAUGAGAUACUUGUGGAUCGUGCCAAGUCUAGGAUUGCCUGCACGAUCCCUGCAAUGUUUCCAGAGGAGGGUCAAGAUUGCUUUUCAAAAGGCAGUGAAAGAAGAAGCUUCUGUAGCAACAUUUAUGCAUUCCAUCGUGAAUUUUUCAGAUCAGACAGAAGUAUGAGCGGCCGUCAGAAUGAAACUUCAGGAAAUGAGGAUGAUGAUUUCACUAGUACCACUAGGUCACUGGGAGAGAGUAGGAUGAACAUGACCAUAGGGCAACAAGCUGAAAAUCAAGCCAAGUUUUGUCAAGCUAGAGUAGCCAAUGCAGAGAAGUACCUGGGGUCACUUUGUGAGGUAAUGGGGUCAAUCACACGGAAAACGGCCAGGAUUCGAGACAAAGGUGACAUUUUAGCCAAAAUAUGUAAGGACUAUUCAGAUGAGGAGACAGUUAGUCACUCACUGAAGGCAGGUCUACGAUUUUGUGCCGAGAACUUAUCUGUGAUACAGGACUACAGGCAUGCUCAAGUACAGAGACUGGAGUCAAAGGUCGUCAGACCCCUCAGUGACUAUGGCAACAUCUGUAAACAAAUCAAAGCUGGUGUGAAGCGGGAGCUAGAUGCUGUCAAAAGAGAAGAUAAGAAAAAGACAGAUCUUCAGAAAUUACGCUCUAAAAAUCCAGCAAAUACUCACCAGAUUGCUCAGUCUGAUGUUGAGAGAGCCAGGGAGAAUGCCUCUAUAGGAAGUAAACAUCUAGAGGAACAAAUGGUCACGUUUGAGAAACGGAGGCUUCAUGAUAUUAAAUCUUCCAUGCUAGAUUAUUUUAAAGUUCAGUUAGUUUUCCAUGCCAAAGCUAUAGAGUUUUAUUCCAAGUGCUUUGAGAGUAUGUCCCUGAUCGAUGAGGAGAGGGAUUUACAGGAAUUUCAGAGGAAGUUGUCGAUGGCCAGGGGAGCCCCGGACUCUGAGGACAUUAGUCACGCCCUGACCUCAAUGACAACAACGAAUGGACACUCAGAUACACUCGGCAGCACAGACCCCUAUACCUCAACGUACGAGUCAACAGCCUCGGAUCAACGACGAGUACGCAUUAGUCAAACUUCUACAAUGUAUGGUGAUGAUGAUGAUGAAGACGAUGACGAUGAUUAUUAUGAUGAUGAUGAAUAUGAUUUAUCAACAGCAAGAUGAAAGUGAGAGUAUAAACUGCGCAACACUAGAUAUAAAUAUCUUCAGAAGUUCUGGACAGUAGUUGGUAGUCAUCCGUUUCAUCUUCAUUGCUUCAUCAGACAGCUAGUGUACAGAGGAAUAUCUCAUUUCAUUAGAACUAGUAACUGUAGAGUUACCACUAAAAGUCACUUUU
Molecule: messenger RNA, 3391 nt
Organism: Saccostrea cuccullata (small rock oyster)
Lineage: Eukaryota; Metazoa; Mollusca; Bivalvia; Ostreida; Ostreidae
Product: GDNF-inducible zinc finger protein 1-like
Exons: 18
Coding region: 13-3219 (1068 amino acids)
Biological process (GO): cilium assembly
Cellular component (GO): ciliary transition zone; ciliary basal body
Molecular function (GO): protein binding
Source: RefSeq, a predicted model, not a curated record